Molecule: messenger RNA, 5255 nt
Organism: Anastrepha ludens (Mexican fruit fly)
Lineage: Eukaryota; Metazoa; Arthropoda; Insecta; Diptera; Tephritidae
Gene: hts
Product: protein hu-li tai shao
Exons: 12
Coding region: 787-5010 (1407 amino acids)
Cellular component (GO): postsynaptic density; plasma membrane; cytoskeleton
Molecular function (GO): actin filament binding
Source: RefSeq, a predicted model, not a curated record
ACAGCAGAACAGAAGCAAAAGCGGAAUCGAACGAACGUCGUCGACUCGAAUGUUUGAGUGUUUGCGCUGGAAUAGCUCAAAGAAAACGAACGUCGAGAAUUGUUUGUUAAUUUGUGCGAAAUUGUGACAGCGUCAUUCAAAAAUAAAAAAAAACAUUCUAUAAGAAAAUUGACUGUCGUUCCGCGCAAAUAUAUUCCGUAUUUUAAGAGAAAAAUUAGCAGCGGACGACAACGACGGCAGCUAAAGCAACAGAAAAAGUGAAAAAUUUGAUGUGCUUAUUUGUGUGUGUGAAAAUUUCAAGUUUAUAAAACAAUUUAUUUGAGAAGAUAAUAAGAAAUUAUAAUAAAUUAAAUUUUUUACUUCUUUCGGUCGAAGAACGGGUUGAGUUUGAGAGCAGAACAAAAAGAAAAUAAAUAGCUAUAAUAAGAGAAUUCGUAAAAAGAAGACUACAACAAUAGAGAGCACACGCACUUGUGAAAGGGGAAAAAGGUGUGAGAGAGAGCGAACGCGGAUCACGCAAUAAAACGAUAUUCGAUUUUCGGACAUAAAAAAUAGUUUUAACAUAAUACUACUUUUACGUAAUUUAUAAAUAUUGUAUUAAUAGCAUUUUCUACACCGUUUCAAAAAACAAGAAGAUAAAAAUCAGCAACAGUCGAAAUUUUUGUGCAGCAAAAAGCCGUAGCAGAAAAAAUAUAUCCACACAACAAAAUAAUAAAUAUAAAUAAAUAUAUAUCAACGUAUAUAUAGCAGCCAUAAAUAAGCGCAAAAACAGCAACAGCAACAAAAAUGACCGAAGUUGAACAGCAGCCACCGCCACAGAAUGGUAUAGACUUGUCCGCCGCCGAGGAAGAUGAUAGCAGUAAAGCGCGACCAGCAGAUAUUGAGCAGGAUAUGCGCGAAAUGGAGCGCCGCAAACGUGUUGAAGCCAUUAUGGGUUCCAAACUCUUUCGCGAGGAAUUGGAACGCAUCGUGGAUUCAGCACGUGACGGUGGCGGCAUACUGCAACAGCUAUCGGACAUAAUGGGCGUACCGACAUCGACGCGUGUGGGUAAUGUCUUCAAGGCUACCAAUUGCAUGCUGCCAAUCAAUGAUAUACGCGGCGUUGAAUCGAUGGGCUAUGCCAAGGGCGAGAAGAUUUUGCGUUGCAAAUUGGCGGCCACAUUCCGUUUGUUGGACUUGUAUGGUUGGACGCAAGGCUUGGGUGCACAAAUUACUGCACGACUCAAGGUCGAUCAGGAGAAUUUCCUGGUGAAUCCGUAUGGCAUGAUGUAUCAUGAGAUCACGGCGUCUUCCUUGAAUAAGGUUGAUAUGCAGGGUCAGAUUGUGGAGCAGGGCACCACCAAUUUCGGAGUGAACAAGAAUCAUUUUGCCUUGCACUCGGUGGUGCAUGCCGCCCGCCCCGACAUCCGUUGCGCCAUCUACAUUGGCUGCACACCCGUCGUUGCCGUCUCAUCGCUGAAGGUCGGCCUACUGCCAUUGACCCGUGACGCUUGCGUUCUGGGCGAGGUGACCACACACUCGUAUACGGGCACACAAAUGGAUGCCGACGAACGUGAUCGGUUGGUGCGUGCACUCGGUCCGAAUUCGAAGGUGUUGAUACUCAGUAAUUAUGGUGCAUUGUGCUGUGGGGAAACCAUUGAGGAGGCAUUCUUUGCUGCCAGCCAUAUUGUGAAGGCAUGCGAAACACAAUUACAACUACUGCCAGUCGGUGUGGAUAAUUUGGUUUUGAUACCGGAGGAAUCGCGUAAGGCGAUUUUCGUAGAGGCCCGUCGUCCACCUGAGGAUUUGGAAAAGAAAUUCGCCGCUGCUGUGGCUACGGUCGAGGCAAAUGCCGCCGAGGCCGCUGCUGCUGCUGGCUCCGCUGACGGUGAUGCUGGUGGUGCUGUGGUCGCCGCAAAGACCACUACCGGCGCACCCAAGUGGCGUGUGGGCGGCGCUGAGUUUGAGGCGCUAAUGCGCAUGUUGGACAAUGCCGGCUACCGUACUGGCUACAUUUAUCGUCAUCCACUGAUCAAGUCGGAUCCACCGAAACCGAAGAACGAUGUUGAACUGCCACCAGCGGUUAGUUCGCUGGGCUAUUUACUCGAGGAGGAAGAGCUCUUGAAGCAGGGCAUCUGGAAGAAGGGUGAUUUGCGUAAGGGUGGCGAUCGCAGCCGAUGGCUCAACUCGCCAAAUGUCUAUCAGAAGGUUGAAGUACUGGAAACUGGCACACCCGAUCCCAAGAAGAUUACAAAGUGGGUCGCUGAAGGUUCACCAACACACUCUACACCAGUACGCAUCGAAGAUCCCUUGCAAUUUGUGCCAGCGGGAACAAACCCGAAAGAAUUCAAACGUUUGCAACAACAGAUCAAAGACAAUCGUCGGGCUGAUAAAAUAUCCGCCGGUCCACAAUCACACAUCCUCGAAGGUGUUACAUGGGACGAAGCCAAUCGUAUUAAGGAUGCCACCGUUUCGUCGGCCGGAGAUCAUGUUGUGCUAAUGGGAGCCGCCUCCAAGGGCAUCAUACAACGUGGCUAUCAGCAUAAUGCAGCCGUUUAUAAGGCGCCAUAUGCUAAGAAUCCAUUCGAUAAUGUUACCGAUGAUGAAUUGAACGAAUACAAACGCACGGUGGAGCGUAAGAAGAAGAGCAUUCAUGGUGAAUAUACCGAUACUGAUUUCUCCGAAUCAGAGCCACUGAGUUCGAUGCCCAUCUCAGCACCACAACAGACGAAGCAAUUAACAAUUACAACUGCCGCAGUUAGUCAAUCAGAACCAGAAGAUGUUUCAGAGCACCAAGUGAUGAGAAUAGAAACCCAACAAGCGCCAGUUCCAAGCCAACCCGAAGUAGUAUUGAGCGAUGCCGGUUACCACAAACAAAACACCUCACCAAAUUCAUCAUCGAUAACACAAAUUCAUAAAAAUUAUACACAUCAAUUAUAUGAAACUUUCUUACCACAUAAAUAUUCUCUAAACAACAACGAGAUAACAAAUAAUUACGAAAAGCUAGUAAAUGUUGCCGAAAAAUAUGCUUUUUUGUAUAAGCCAACGAUGGUAAACUUAGCUCAGACUCUUGCAAGCCAGGAGUUAGUGGUGUUCAAUGUUUGGAUGAUUCAUAAAAUUGAAAUAUUUCCACACUACACAUAUCCACUGCCAGAUGGUGGAGGCAAAUUACAGCUGAACUUCAAUGCGAACGACUCCUUGGAACAAAGUGAGCGUCACCCUGGGGAUAGACAGAAUCAAAUCGCAGCGAUGGACAGCCAGCUAACAAGCGCAAUUCAAUGUAGCCAUCAAACCUCCAGCCUCUCAUCAUCUUUUCCUACCAGGAGCACCAGAGCAUCACCCUAUCGCACCUGUUCGCAUUAUGGUUUUAAUUAUCCAAUGACUUAUCAACCUAAUAUCACCAUACAUCCAGCCCAUCUACUCACCGCCGUACAGCUACAGCGUGAAAAGGUAAUCGCUUUCAUUAAAUCGACUGCAAUUAGUUUAAAUACUGGUUAUUUUCAACCACGUGAACAUUACGCGCUUCUACAGCCGCGUGCACCACGAUUGAAGUCUUGCGAAACGCUAUUGGUAUCUGUUAGUAAGCAGAGAGCAGGAGCAGAGCAUGUAACAAUACAUAACGACGAAGACCCACAAAAUAUCGAUUCCAAUGGCUCAUAUAUUUCGGUGAAAGAAAUAAAAUUGGAGCCUACUAAAUGCCGGCGCAGCAGCAAGAUGGUGAGCGAUCAUGAAUGCGAUAGUGUAGUAGGCGAUUCUCAACGAUCGCUGCAUGAACGAGAGCUGCACACACCACAGUUGCUGACACAUGACCACCAUCAACAGGACUCACUCUCCGAGCAGUUUUCAUCGUUGCUUUCCAUCGGCGGCACUUCCUAUCCAGCUGGCUCGCAUAGCCAUACCGCCGAUCUUGCGCACGAUCAUGAAGAGGAUCACGAACAGGAGAGCAUUCAUCAGCAGCACUAUGACGAUUCGGGUGAUAAUAAUAGUUCGAUAUUUACGCGGCCAACAUCAACCACACAACGCGCCUCAUACGUAUUACGUGAUUUUUUACCCGCACAUGCACAGGCACAAGCUCAAGCACUUGAUGCGCCUGAGCAUAAGCCCGAAUCAGAGCAGGAACUACAUCACACAGACACCACGAAUUUUGUAACGUCCACACCAAUGGCGCGCCAAUUACUCAAUAUGCGCGACGGUGGUGAGGAGGAAUCGGAUGAUGCUCAGCUUCACGCACAUCAUUCACACAAACAAAUCAAAUUGACGUUAAAUUCAAAGGCAAAAUCCGUUGCACUAAAGCGCCGCUGUUCGUAUUCCCCGCAAGAGGCCGCUGGUAGCGUUGGUCCACCGCACGAUCGCUAUCGUCAUGUGACUGCUUCGCUAUCGGAAGCGGGCUCUUCCUCGCCUACGUCGUCGUUACGCUCUCUGGAGAUACAUAUCAAUAUCAAUGUUAAGAAUUCGGAUUGUGCGCGCACUUUACAAACUCAUGAGGCCGAAUUCCGUCGCAAGUUGGAACGCAUCAUUGACGAAGAAAUUAACUUAAUUGCACAGCAAUUGAGCGGCAGUGCUCAGUCCACCGCCACCAACAAUAAUAUGGGAGCAGUGCAUAAUGAGCCCACCGAAAUGACCACAGCCGGCACGCGCCAUCUGCUGCAGCACACCACACUCGCGGAAACUUGGAACGAUUUGCGCUUUGCUGGUAAUCAUCUGGCAACUGGGCAGCAGCGCUGUAAGUCGUCGAAGAGCACACAAUUGCAAUCUAAAUCAAAACAGCAUCAGACGAAACCACCACCUCCUUCCGCUACUGUCACCGCAGCCUCUUCCUGCUGCGCUGAAGCCGAUUCCACUGCAGCUGAUACACCACCGCCGGAUCAGCAUCGUCAGCUGAUUGCUGUGCUCGAACAGGAGUUGGAGAGUCUGUUGAAUGGCAUCAUUUGCGCCAAUGCGUUGCACAAUCACGCGGUCAUGUGCGAUUGCAAAAUGAAGGUGGCGCAAAUUUCAGAGGAGCUGCGUGCUUCGCUUAGUGCGAGCAAAUAAAGCGCCAUAGAGGAGCGAAGUGAAGUUUUUUGUUUUGUUUUUGAAAAUAAUCACAGCUUAAAAAGCUGUAUUCUGAAUUAAAUAGUGUAUAUUUUUUAUAAUUAAAGGGUAUUUCUUAUGUUCCACUUUAUGCGUAAAUACAAAAUAAGGGUAUUUAGCGAAUUUAAUUCAUCCAUUUAUGUUAAAUAUUGCAUUUCUUAAUUAGCUACGUUAAUUUUCACUUUCACUGCUUUUCUUGUAUUUGU